GAGUCAGUCGCUGUUUGAAGCAGCUACCGGAACUUUCAGACGUUUUACCUGCAGCUUCCUCCCGAACCGGGUCCUUUGGUACCCAAACCGGGUCUGCCUACCGGUGAGAACGGAGCCGGUGUGACACGUGACAGCGACAACUGACCGUGAAGCAUCAUGGGAGUCGUCAGAUGGACGAGCCGGCAGCGGGUCAAUCAAAGCCUGUGACACACACACACACACACCAUGGAACAAGGCUUCUGCUUCAAUACGCUAAAGAAGCUGGCGGCGGAGCCGGACUACACCGACGUGUCGCUCGCGGCGGCGGAGCGGGUGCGAGCGCUGGCGAAGAUGGGAUGCCGCGUGGAGGUGCAGGAGGACGUCGCCCCGAGGCGCUACUUCCGCUCCGGGGUGGAGAUGGAGCGCAUGGCGGAGGUCUACCUGGAGGAGGGUAGCUUGGAGAACGCCUAUGUGCUCUACACCAAGUUCAUCACUCUGUUCGUAGAGAAGCUUCCUGCUCACAGAGACUACCAGCACUGCAGCCUCCCAGAGAAGCAGCUCAUCAUGAAGAAACUUCAAGAGGUGGCGUUUCCUCGUAAAGACGAGUUGAAGAAACGCCUUCAGGAGAAAUACAGCAGGGAACACACGGAGUACCUCAGAGCCCAGCGCCAGGCGUCGGCAGAGGUGGACGUAUGCAGUCAGAAGAUGCAGUGCCUCUCCUUAUUGAGCGAGGACAGGAGGCGCCGCCUGCUAUUGGAGGAGGAGCGGCAGCGUGUCGCUGCCCUGCGGCGCAUGCAGAUCGAAUCUGAGCAGUUCCGCUACUUUGAGGACCAGCUGAGUCGUCAGGAAGUGGCCAAUAGGAAAGCUGAGGAGGAGGAGCCUAAGAUGGAUAUCAAAGGGCCUGAAGUGAUGGGCGGCUACUGUCUUUCCCGGCAGCCAAUCGGAGACCGCGAACAAUCUCAGGGGGCGGACCUCCACCAGACAAGACUGCCAGGGUCCAUCAGCCAACCAGCUGCCACGUUGGCCAGCGUUCACACUCAGACGGUGGAGGGCCUGAGGCGGGUGGUGAUUCCCAGCAGCCUGACGUAUCGUUUUCUGCUGCUGGCCGAGUCCAACACGACCAGAGGGAUAGAAACCUGUGGAGUCCUGUGUGGACGACUGACCCACAACGAGUUUGUGUUGACUCACGUCGUUGUGCCCAAACAGUCGGCUGGUCCGGAUUUCUGCGACAUGGAGAACGUGGAGGAACUGUUCAGUUUCCAGGACCAACAGAGCCUGCUGACCCUGGGCUGGAUACAUACUCAUCCCACUCAGACCGCUUUCCUCUCCAGCGUUGACCUUCACACUCACUGCUCUUAUCAGCUGAUGCUUCCUGAGGCCAUCGCCAUCGUGUGUGCUCCUAAACACAACGAUGCUGGUGUGUUCAGGUUAACCGGUUCUGGAAUGUCAGAGGUUUCUGUCUGCAGACUGAAAGGUUUCCAUCCUCACUCCAAGGAGCAUCCCCUCUUCAGUGUGUGUAGACAUGUGGUUUUGAAGGACUCAAAGAUCAGCCUGCUGGACCUCAGGUGACAGACAAGAGGCGCCAUGAUGAGGAAACUGUGUAUGUGUGUGUUUGUUUUCUGUUUUUAUAAACUGAAUUGUUUGGGGUAAUAAAACAUUGCUUGCUGCUGAGUUUUCAGACCAUAUAUAUGAUUUGUAGAAACUGUGAUUAUUUUCAUUUGACUGACUUUUUGUCUCUUUUUCGACCUCCUUUCUGAUGAAAGCAGUUAAAGUAUAGAGAUGAAAAUAGUGUUGAAGGAUAGAGAGAGGGGACAUCUUUGGGGAAGUUGUCAUAGUAGUUGAAGUGUCAGAAGAACACUAAAUAAAAAGAACCAAUCUGAAAGUAAAA
Pungitius pungitius (ninespine stickleback) is the source of this 1867-nucleotide messenger RNA. It is a transcript of the gene stambpl1, whose product is annotated as STAM binding protein-like 1. The transcript is spliced from 12 exons. Gene Ontology annotation, molecular function: metal-dependent deubiquitinase activity; protein binding; K63-linked deubiquitinase activity. NCBI's taxonomy places the organism in Eukaryota, Metazoa, Chordata, Actinopteri, Perciformes, Gasterosteidae. Gene Ontology annotation, biological process: protein K63-linked deubiquitination. Gene Ontology annotation, cellular component: endosome; membrane. The coding region runs from base 226 to 1548 and encodes 440 amino acids. The record is from RefSeq and is a predicted model, not a curated record.